AUGAAGCGUUCGGCCCAUCGAGACAUGCUGUCCGUCUUCGCAAACUUGGUGAUAGGUUGGCCACUCGUGACGCCCUUUGCAUUGUGCUGCGGAGAGUCUCCAGGCAGACGGUUAGGCGAGCACUGGCGGAGGGUCCUGAUCAUCGCCAUCUUGGCUGGGCUGGAAAAAAAUUUGACGAACUCUUCACUCUCGCACAUCGGCGGUGCCCUCAAGACUGCGCUGCACGGCCUGAACGUCGUGUUCACGCUCGUGGUAUCUGCUUUUGCAGGAGCAGACGACCGAGCCAAGUUCUGCAUCCUCGGUUGCCAGUGGCGUGGCAACGUUAUGCUUUCCCUCAGCAUAUGCCUGGUAACUUUGUCAGUGCGCGAGAUAAAAGUGCGCGGCGAGCUCCGCUGGGAGAACAAGCAGGACACGUGGUAUCCUAAGGGAUUCACUGGCCGCUGGCUUUGUGUGGCGGCUGGUGGCGACUGUUUGAUCGACUAUGCGAAUGGUGCCUGCGAUGCCGAAAGGGAGCUGCCUUUGAGCAGUCUUUGCUCCCUGGCGAUGGCCAUGCAACAAUUCAUUGAGACGACCGGUCAGGAAACCACCGGCGUGCAGACCCACUCUGUGUCUUUCAGCACUUUCUUGCUUUGCGCAUGCACGGGCCCGACCUUCUCAGUGGUGGCCGUGGUGGCCCUGCCCGAGGAAGCCCCGGCCGAGCUUUCCACGGCAGAGCUGCGCUUCAAAGCGAUGGAGAUCCACGCAGCGCUCCGCUCCAAGGCCGAGCUCAAAGAGCAACUGGAACGACUGGCCGGGGCCGCUGGGCAGGAGCGCGAAGAGAAGGCCGCGAACUACACGCUCUCCUCUUGCUUGGAUGCGGGCAAGGAAGUUGACACGUCGCUCCCACCGGAAGCUGCAAGUGCGGCCCGGGAGAUCUUCGGCAGGGCCCUGGGCCAGCGUGCUGCGGAGCCGCUCGCGGCCUUCCUCGCAGAGCUGCCCGAGAACGAAAGGCAGGAAGUCAAGAAGCUUUGCCUCUUUGACGCCCGCCUGGAGAUCCUCUGCAUCCUUGGAGAAGAGGGGCCCAAAGAAGCGAAGCAAGCAGCAGAAGAAGCAGCUCUCCUUUUGAAGGCCGGAGAGGCAAUCUCAGAGAGCCAGGAGAGGGUGACCUCCGUCUGGGCUUGGGCUUCGGAAAGUGCCGAGAUUGCUGUGCUUUGCCCCCAAGCCUGGCCACUCUUCUUGGGGGCCGUGUUGACAAAACGCCUCCCUGGCCAUUCCAGCGAUGCCACAGGACUGGUCACUCGCGUCUCCGCUGAUCACCUCAAACACGUGCCGGGCCUCCAGAGUCGUCUGGAAGCAAUGGCAACACGAUUCCAGGAUCCUCUUGGCUUCAACCCCCCGGCAAAGCCGGCGAGUUGA
This is a messenger RNA of Symbiodinium sp. CCMP2456, 1395 nucleotides long. The record is from the annotation of a GenBank genome assembly. NCBI's taxonomy places the organism in Eukaryota, Dinophyceae, Suessiales, Symbiodiniaceae.